This is a messenger RNA of Andrographis paniculata, 1315 nucleotides long. Its product is annotated as protein MRG1. Gene Ontology annotation, biological process: regulation of DNA-templated transcription; chromatin organization. The transcript is spliced from 11 exons. NCBI's taxonomy places the organism in Eukaryota, Viridiplantae, Streptophyta, Magnoliopsida, Lamiales, Acanthaceae. Gene Ontology annotation, cellular component: histone acetyltransferase complex; nucleus. Bases 186 to 1124 code for a protein of 312 amino acids. The record is from RefSeq and is a predicted model, not a curated record.
GUUAAUUUGAAAUCCGGCAAAGAAGUGGGAAACAAACAAAAAAUUUCUGCUAACCGCGAUACAGCAGCAUGCGCCAGAUCAAUCUUCACGAGGCAACUGCGCCCGUUCUUUGAAUCUAUGCUGAUUACCGUUCGUUGUUCUCAUAGGAGAAGCCAUUUCUUGGAGGAAAAUUGGGGGGACGAAGAAUGGUGAAUAGUUCCAAGGGAGAGUCGGCCAGCGACACCGAUAAUUCCUCCGGCGACGCCACGGCCUCCGCCACGAAGAGCACGUACACCGAAGGGGAGCGGGUUCUUGCAUUUCAUGGGCCUCGUAUCUACGAAGCCAAGGUUCAAAAAACAGAAUUCCGGAAGAAUGAAUGGAGAUAUUUUCUUCACUACCUCGGUUGGAAUAAAAAUUGGGAUGAAUGGGUAGGCAUGGAUCGCUUGAUGAAACUUACUGAAGAGAAUAUUUCGAAGCAACAGGACCUUGAAAAGAAAGCUGGCUUGGACAAAGGUACUAAAUCUGGACGCUCAGCACAAACAAAAUCUAAAAGUUCCACAGAUGCCAAAGUGGAUAAAGAAGAAGCAAAGAAUACAGCUGCAAAGGGGAAAAAACGGAAGGGUGAUUCAACUUUUGAGGUCAAUCCAGCAGCAGAGAAACUCAUCAAGAUCCACAUUCCACCGAAUCUGAAGAAGCGAUUAGUUGAUGAUUGGGAGUUUAUCACUCAGCAGAACAAGCUCGUGAAACUCCCAAGAUCUCCAAAUGUUGAUGAUAUACUGGCAAAAUAUCUUGAACAUCGGUCAAAGAAGGGCAUGAUGGCGGAUUCAAUUAAAGAAAUUUUGAACGGGUUAAGAAGUUAUUUUGACAAAGCAUUACCAGUCAAUCUUUUGUACAAAAAAGAGCGCCAACAGUAUCGGGAGGCAGUGUCAGAUAAUGUGUCUCCAUCCACAGUCUAUGGAGCCGAACAUUUGUUGCGCCUCUUUGUGAAGUUGCCAGAGUUGUUGGCAUACAUGAAAAUUGAAGAGGAGACUUUGAUUCGUUUGCAACAGAAAUUGAUCGAAUUUCUCAAGUUUCUGCAAAGUAAUGAUAGCACUUUCUUCCUUGCUGCUUAUGAUGGCCCAAAAGUAACUGAAGCAAGCGGCUAGGGGAAACACCAUUAACACAACAACCAACACAUCCCUGUUGUACCUGUAGCUUUGAUAUUCUCUUGGCCAAAACAUUUGAUACGGUUGCUGCAAUAGUCCAUGUUGUUAUUUUCAGGCAUUCAUUUGUUGUUUGCAAUGAUAGAUAUUUCAGUCCCUGAUUCUUCAAAAUCUAAAUGUUCUAGUGUUUUCAA